This is a messenger RNA of Suillus fuscotomentosus, 491 nucleotides long. RefSeq lists its product as uncharacterized. NCBI's taxonomy places the organism in Eukaryota, Fungi, Basidiomycota, Agaricomycetes, Boletales, Suillaceae. The annotation marks the transcript as partial. The record is from RefSeq and is a predicted model, not a curated record. The transcript has 3 exons.
CCUUCAAGCACUUUACCUUGUUUGCAAUGGUGCGUUGGUGUACACUGCACUACUACAUAGAAGAUGCACGACGUCUAGGGGACGUGGAGAUCAGGUACUAUUGGUGCCACCCGAAGUACACGUGGCAGUACAUAGACUCGGAGGUUCAAGGAAUCGCUCUCACAGGUUUCUACUGCGGCUUCCUUGCUCAGAUUUAUACUAUUUGUCGUCUUGGCGCACUUGCGCUCUUCGGCUCCAUUUACCCGACAGUCCUCGUGUAACUUAAUCAUUGUGUUAAUUUAUAGCAUGGCAGAUAAUGUAGAACAGUGUCGAGCAGCUUUGAAGAGAUGCCCCCACGGUCAUUCUGAUCGAUCACAGUCUCUCAACAAUCUUGCCAUCUGCCUUCGAGACAGAUUUAUGCAGCAGGGCAUCCCGUCUGACAUUGACGAGUCCAUCGAGCUCCACCGGGCUGCACUAUUCCUUCAUCCCUCCGGUCAUUCUGAUCGGCCAAA